AGAAGAUGCACGGCCAGACGGACGACGUGCCCAUUCUUCUGGGCCUAGGCAUAGACGAAUCGGACAGCAGUCGCUUCCAUCACAUGGUGGUCGCCGACACGGUGGAAGUGUUUGCCCGAGCCGCCAUGGUGCACGUGAACAUGGACCGUCUCAGUGGCGUGCACGUCAACUGGCUCUAUCCAGGCGACCGGUGCGGUGACGCUGCGGACAAGGCUGGCCUCGUGGACCUUCUGCAGAAGUUCCGGUCUUUGCUUCCGUUGCCGGAUUACACGCUCACAGUGGCGGUUAGCACCCAGUCAGCGACUAAGAACUACGACUUGCAGGGCGUGCUAGACGUCGUCGACUACAUCGUGGUACACGCUCCGGACUCGCACAGCACCAUCGCGUGCCACUUUAAUCGAACAGCAGUGGCCGCUGCGAUGUACAGAUUUGCUAGGACAACGGGCCUCUCACGAAAGUUCUGCUACGCCAUGCGGCUCUCUGCCAGCACGUUCCUCGCACAUUCACCGGUAUUGGGAGCCCGUGCCCACGGCCGAGGUCCCGAACUGCGCGCAAGCAAUGCUACUGGUAAGGCAGCCCGGUUCGAGCUCUGUGACGCCUCGUGGUCAGUAGAUAUGGCUGGCAGCACAAAGGAAUGCACGCUGGCCACCAAGAGGGAGCCUGUGGAUGGAAUGACACUGACCGCAACAUAUGAAACUGUGCAGAACCUCCAGCAGCGGUUUGACUUGGGCUAUGCGGAUGGAAUCGGUGGCCAGUGUGUGGCAGUCUACGACCUCGAGCUCGACGACUACUUAGGCAGAUGCAAGGCGAGGCUUUUCACCCCAUCUCAGAGUCAUUGCAGUCGAAGGCAUUGAACAGCCCAAUGCCAAACUUUAUUCAAAAGUUCCAUGAAGGAAACCUUGGUUAAUCAAAUGACUCGCAGCCAACUAGAGCCCCAGCUGCAGCAGCAAUUGAGUUUGAAAUAGCUCUACUUAUGCAACGAC
Rhipicephalus sanguineus (brown dog tick) is the source of this 983-nucleotide messenger RNA. RefSeq lists its product as uncharacterized. Gene Ontology annotation, biological process: carbohydrate metabolic process. NCBI's taxonomy places the organism in Eukaryota, Metazoa, Arthropoda, Arachnida, Ixodida, Ixodidae. The record is from RefSeq and is a predicted model, not a curated record. The transcript has 4 exons. Bases 6 to 854 code for a protein of 282 amino acids.